Culex quinquefasciatus (southern house mosquito) is the source of this 683-nucleotide messenger RNA. RefSeq lists its product as uncharacterized. The transcript has 2 exons. NCBI's taxonomy places the organism in Eukaryota, Metazoa, Arthropoda, Insecta, Diptera, Culicidae. The record is from RefSeq and is a predicted model, not a curated record. Bases 5 to 568 code for a protein of 187 amino acids.
AGCAAUGUCUGUGCAGCGCACAAAGUUCGGUCUUGCGGGGAUAGUUCUGUUCACCUUUUUGCUCUAUCCAAAUUCGCUGGAAGCGAUCGAAGUGAUGUACGAGUCCUUUGAGCAGAUCAACGGUACCGAUACGGUUGAGUUUCGCACACGCGUGCGAAAAGUGAACCGCACCACGGCUGCUCUCGAUGGCGAGAUUGAUCUCAAGAAACCGUUGACCAAUGAUUACAAGAUCAAGCUGGACUUUUUCCACAGUCCGCUCGGAAACCAGCAGUUCAAUUACUACCCGAUGAAAAUCCCGCCGUCCGGGAUGUGUGACUUUACCAAAAACACCUGGCCAAACUAUGAACAGUACUACAGGAGCGCCGUGACGAACACCAUACGCGUUGGAGAGUGUCCGGUUGAGCCGAGGGUGGCCAACAUAAGCAACCACUUGCUGGUUCCGCAGAUGUUUUCCGACUACGCCCCGACUGGGCUGUGGAAGGUGCACGUGGUUGUGCAAACGGAAGCGGGAGACGGAUUUUUCGCGAUUUGGCACAUGAAAAUCUACAGCGAUGGGCACUUUGGGUGAUGAUACUUAGACUUCAUGGCUAUGGUGUUUUGUGAAUCUUGCUUUGUUCAAAUAAAAAAUCAUGUAAUGCAAAAUAAGAACUGUUCCACCCAAUAUCUCUGUAAUCCAAUUAUUC